AAAUCAUAUGUCUGGUUAAUGAUCCCUUACGGGGUUACCCUCUUUUUCAUGGGUUUUAAUGUUUUUAUAUUUAUGCUUGUUUUCUCUUUCUCAUUUUGCGUUCCUAGGAAGAAAGAACCCCAGCCAUUGCCUUACAUGGCAUGUAUGCAUUAAAUACGGUCCUGGUUCUUUACGCCGCCCAAUUGUACUGUACUCUUUGCAUUUAUAGCUAUCUGAUUGUUUUCAUUGCUUCCCCUUCAGUGGGUUUUCUACUGCAACACUCUUCUUCCUUUUCAUCUGCUCCUUCCUCUUCCGGCUCCUCCUCUUCCUCUUCUUCUAGGUUAUUGAAAAUAGAUAAGGAAAAAGAACACAUCGUAUACAGUACUUAAUCUAUCUUGUAAUGAGAGGGUGAAGAUGGGGAGGUCACCAUGCUGCGAUAAAUAUGGAGUGAGAAAGGGAGCUUGGACUCCUGAAGAAGAUCAACUCUUAGUUCAGUACAUCAAGAAGCAUGGCUGUGGUAGUUGGCGUACGCUACCCAAGAACGCAGGUCUACUUCGAUGUGGAAAAAGUUGCCGACUUCGGUGGAUAAACUAUCUUCGUCCUGACAUCAAGCGUGGCCCUUUUACUGGUGAAGAAGAAAGUAAAAUUAUUCAACUUCAUGGCAUGCUUGGCAACAGGUGGGCUGCUAUAGCAUCUCAUUUAUCUGGAAGAACGGACAAUGAAAUUAAGAACUAUUGGAACACCCAUCUGAAGAAGCGCUCCCUUCACUCAGGUCAUUCUCUGGAGGCACAAGAGCCCUCUUUCGGUCCUCGUCAAAGUGAUAUGAAAUCCGAAUCUUCUUCUGUACGUCACGUAAUCCAGUGGGAAAAGGCCAGGGUUGAGGCAGAAAAAAGGCUGUCAAUGGAAUUGGAAACCUCGUGUCUUAAUCAUUGUUCUAAAACAAACACACAUUCUGAUUGCUUUCUUCGACUUUGGCAUUCUGAGGUUGGACAAUCAUUUCGCAUGAUCACAGAAAAGAAAGCAGAAAGCGAAAGCCCUACCUCGCAAUCAAGCAUUGCCUUUGCCAACUUGGCUAUAGAACAAGUAAGCAGCUGCAACCCAAAGCUUGAAGGUGGAACAGCUGGGUCAGACUCAGGGUCUCAUGAAUUUCUUGAUGCCUCUGAUUCUGCAUUAAAGCUCCUGCUAGAUAUGCAUGAUGACAGUGUAGGAUUCUUUGAAGGAUUGGAACAGACUGAGAAUUUCCAUGGUCAUCUGCAUGAUAGAUAUGACUAAACGUCUAAACCUACUGCAUAUCUUCUCUGGAAAGGCAAUGCCUUGAUGAAAAGAAAAUUUUGUGCCUUUCUGUUUCUUCAUUUUUGGUAUAUGUAGUCUAGUGACUAGUCACGGCUCAGCUGCUUUCCCCAUAUACUCUCCAUGUUUGCCACUUGUUCGAAGGCUUAGGGGUAACAAGUAGGAAAACUAGAUAAAGUGGUUGCUAGAAUUCAAAAUCACCUUCCGCUUCAUAGUGGUGAGAAAAGGGUUUUGUAAUGCCUUUUGAUUAAUUUCUAUGUUACUUUCACCAGUCUUACCUUCUCUUCGCUCCUCUCUUUUUAAGACUGAUUGGUGCUGAAGAGCUUAC
Molecule: messenger RNA, 1597 nt
Organism: Prosopis cineraria
Lineage: Eukaryota; Viridiplantae; Streptophyta; Magnoliopsida; Fabales; Fabaceae
Product: transcription factor MYB17-like
Exons: 3
Coding region: 394-1251 (285 amino acids)
Source: RefSeq, a predicted model, not a curated record